Molecule: messenger RNA, 1871 nt
Organism: Lepisosteus oculatus (spotted gar)
Lineage: Eukaryota; Metazoa; Chordata; Actinopteri; Semionotiformes; Lepisosteidae
Source: RefSeq, a predicted model, not a curated record
AUGAGAGUCGUCCAGCAGUGCCGCCCCCUGCAGGACAGGGUGGGGAAGUGCAGGCCCGGGUGAACCCCGAGACAGGCCGCGGGAGCCUGCGCUAACCCCGCCUCUUCCGCGCCCCUGUCCCAGCGGCCCGCAGGAAGCCCAGCCCGGAGGACUUCGUGCUGUGCGACGUGGUGGGCAGGCCCCUGCCCGGGCCCGCGGGGGGCAUCGACUGGCAGGCCAAGUGCCGCAGGGGCGUGGCCUCCUGGGAGCGCCCCCUGCUGCUGCUGGACAUGUGGAGGCCGAAGGAGGGCUACGAGCGGCGCUUCGAGAUCCGGCGCCGGGAGGAGUACGAGCAGGAGGAGAGAGAGAGGGAGGCGCAGAGGGACAGGGAAGGCGCCGGCUACACAGGGGUGAGGUGGCGUCGCCAUCGCAUCGCCUCGGGGGGCGGGGCCGACAGCGGGCGGGGCCCGAUCGAGAGGGGGGCGGACCUGAGGCGCAGCAUCAGCGACAUGAACCUGAGCCUGCGGCGCCGCCAGGGCCACCAGCUCGCCAACGACAGCCUGCCGGACAGCGGGCCGGGCAGCCCGGGCCGGAAGGACAUCAUGAGCAUGAUCGAGACGGACCAGGGCGAGCCCCGGGGGCCGCAGGUCAGCCCCGAGGAGCAGGCGGGAGCUCGGGAGGAAGAGGCUGCGAACUCUGACCUGGAAAGGAUGUCCCAGAGUCUCAUUCUGCCCCCUGCUCACUGCCCAUACUUCCUGCUGCUGCAGGGGUACGACCAGAGCAAGGACUUUGUGCUGUACAUCAUGUCAGGGCACGCGCACGUGUUCGGCCGGCUGCUGGGCGCGCGGGAGAGGGCCGGGCCGGAGCGCGACCGGGCGCGUGACCGCGAGAGGGAGAGGGCGGGGAAACGCAGGAAGCCCCUGAAGGUCGACACCUUCCUCUCCGCCCCCGACCUGCUUCCUCGACACCUGUUGGUCCGCAGAGACUCCGCCCUCUCUGGCCACGCCCACCCGGCCUCAGACUCCCGCCCCUCGGCCCCCAGCCCCGCCCUCGUCCGGCCCUUCCGGGGGGCGGCCGUGACCCACAACGGCGCCGAGCUCUACCGGGAGGCCGAGCUGAGGCCCGGCGACCUGCUGGGCCUGGGCCAGCACUUUGUCUUCCUGUACCGCGACCCCCGGGUCGUGCCGGCCCCGCCCCUCUCGCUGGCGCUGCCGUGGCAACGGGCCCUGUCCCUGGCUCCGCCCUCAGGGCCGCCCUGCUGCCCCGGUGCUUUAACAGACAGACAGGAGGCUCUGAGGGAGUACCUGGGCUCUCCGGACCCAGUGCUGAGGUUCCUGCCCAAGCACAUCGAUGCAUUACUGCAGGAGAUUAUUUCUAAGAAUUCUUCUCCUGACUCUGGAGGCGGUGCCUUGGCACCUGCAUACCUCCUGUCAAUCAUGAUAGAUCACACCUCCAAGCAGCUUGAUCCCGUCCUCCUGCCCCAGGUUCUCCUGAAGACAGCCAAUCACAUCAAAGCGAUCGCCUGGGACAAGAUCAAGGAGUUUGGAGACAAGCACCCCGCCGAGAAUCCAGCGGAGGGGGCAGAACUGAGCGCGCCCAGCAUUAAGGAAGUGGCCUCUGACCUCCGGCCCCUGAUGUUCUGGAUGUCCAACGCCACUGAGCUGCUGAACUUCUUCCAGGUCAAAGUGGAGGAGAUGGAGCAUGAGUGGGAGUUUGAAGCACCCGGAGACCCCGCCCUCUCCGCCGACCUGGACACCUGCGCCGAGGCCCUGGCGCUGCUUGAUGACGUCAUCAUGUACACCUUCCAGCAGUGCGUCUACCACCUCACCAAGACACUGUACUCCCUGCUGCCGGCUCUCCUGGACACCAAUCCCUUCUCCACAGCGCCCGGC